GCUGACAUAUGGUCCUGUUCUGCUUCCACUGGGUUUCCCUCUGGUGCAUCAUUAGCAUGCUCUACUAGGCAGGUCUGCAUCACUGGAAAACAGGAGAUCCUAAUUCAGCACACAACAUUGCAUGAACUGAGCACACUACAACUGUACACAACUUCAGGCCGCAGGCUGUGGACUCUUCCAUUCCUCGUAUCACGGUGAUGCCUGGAUAUACUAUUACACUGGGAUGAUCGGCUUGGUUCUCAAGAGCUUGUGCACUUAAUCUUAUGCUGGUGAUUUGCCCAGGCACACCAGCCUCUGAAGGACCUUUCUCUCUCUCUCAAUGGCACAUGAAGAAUAAAAAGGUGGAUUUUGCAGAAUUGUGGAAUUCAUUAUUCCGUAGAUCUGCAUAAGACCAUCCUUAACAAAAUGAAUCAGAUGUGUAUUAUGGUCUGUUGAUGUAGACUCCACAACUUGAUCUUCCUGUAUCGGUAUUUCAAGCUCAUUACCAAACAUAGAUUUGUUUUAGAGCUAUAACUUCAUUGUACAUCAGUAAACACUGGCAUAUGUAAUACAAUAACCCAACAGAAAAUGGAAGAUGGCUUCAGAAAUGAUUCCAACUUUUACCAAGGAGCCCGCGAUAUAGCUAGAGAAGCGAAGAGACAGACCAGCAACCAAGCCAUGGAUGAUUACUCAAGAUACCAAGAUAAUACAUAUGGACAUUAUUCACCCAAUGAUGCCUAUUAUAAUAGUGGAGACCAUGUUAAUCAGGAUGAAGAUGCUCAGAGUGAUGCCACAGAGGGUCAUGAUGAAGAUGAUGAGAUAUAUGAAGGAGAAUACCAGGGUAUUCCUCACCCAGAUGAUAUAAGGUCCCAGCAUAAGGAUGCAAGCAUUAAAGAUGAAUUUAAAGACCAUGCUGACAUUAUGGCAGAACGAAUGGAGGAUGAGGAGCAGCUGGCUUAUCAGUAUGAGAACAUCAUUCAGGAAUGUGGCCAUGGACGGUUCCAGUGGACCCUGUUCUUUGUUUUAGGGCUAGCCUUGAUGGCCGAUGGAGUAGAAGUCUUUGUUGUGGGAUUUGUGCUCCCCAGUGCUGAGAAAGACAUGUGUUUAUCACGCUCAAACAAAGGAAUGCUGGGAUUAAUAGUGUACCUUGGGAUGAUGUGUGGUGCAUUUGUGUGGGGAGGACUGGCAGAUAGACUGGGGAGGAAGAAAUGCCUCCUUAUCUCGCUGACCAUCAAUGCUACAUUUUCAUCCUUGUCGUCCUUUGUUCAGGGGUACGGGUUCUUCCUUUUCUGCCGCCUUAUUUCUGGAUUUGGUAUUGGGGGGUCUCUUCCCAUCGUGUUUGCCUAUUUCUCUGAGUUCCUAGCUCGGGAGAAGAGAGGAGAGCACCUGAGCUGGCUUUGCAUGUUUUGGAUGAUGGGAGCAAUCUAUGCAUCAGCGAUGGCUUGGAGCAUCAUUCCACACUAUGGAUGGGGAUUCAGCAUGGGGACCCACUACCAUUUCCACAGCUGGAGAGUAUUUGUGGUGAUAUGUGUCCUGCCGUGCAUUGCCUCUAUAAUCGCCCUAAAGUUUAUGCCGGAAAGUCCUCGCUUCUUACUAGAGACAGGUAAACAUGAUGAAGCUUGGAUGAUACUAAAGAAGAUUCACGACACUAAUAUGAGAGCAAAGGGAGAGCCAGAAAAAGUUUUCACAGUUUCCCAUAUUAAGACACCAAAACAAAUGGAUGAAUUCAUUGAAAUUCAAAGUUCAACUGGAACAUGGAUCCAGCGUUGGCUUGUCCGGGUCAUGACUGUUGUGAAACAGGUAUGGGAAAGUGUGCUGUAUUGUUUCACUGGCCAAUUUAGGAGGAACACCGUACUUCUGGCUGUGGUCUGGUUUACCAUGUCAUUAAGCUUCUAUGGUCUUACAGUCUGGUUCCCUGACACAAUCCGCUACUUACAAGAGGAAGACUAUGCAACCAAAGUGAAAGUAUUUGAGGAUGAACAUGUCAGGAAUUUUGUUUUCAACUUCACCCUUGAAAACCAAAUACAUAUAGAUGGAACCUAUUACAAUGAUAAGUUCUACAAGAUGAAACUUAAAUAUGUAACAUUUGAGAAUUGUCUCUUUGAUGAGUGCUUCUUUGAAGACGUUACUUCACCUGGAACCAUCUUUAAGAACUGCACCAUAAAAGCCUCAUACUUCUACAACACAGAUAUCUAUAAGCAUAGAUUCAUUGACAGCAGAUUAAUAAACACCACAUUCCAUAAUCAAGAGGGGUGUCACAUUGACUUUGAAGAAGAUAAUGAUUUUCUGAUUUACCUGGUCAGUUUUCUGGGAAGUCUGUCAGUAUUGCCUGGAAAUAUAAUUUCAGCACUCCUAAUGGACAAAAUUGGAAGGAUAAGGAUGAUUGCUGGGUCCAUGCUGAUCUCUGCAGUUUGCUGCUUCUUCCUGUUUUUUGGUAAUAGUGAAUCUGCAAUGAUUGGCUGGCAGUGCCUUUUCUGUGGCACCAGUAUAGCGGCCUGGAAUGCCCUGGAUGUUAUUACAGUGGAACUGUACCCUACAAAUAAAAGGGCAACAGCAUUUGGUAUCUUAAACGGUCUAUGCAAGUUAGCAGCCAUAUUUGGAAACUCCAUUUUUGCCUCUUUUGUUGGCAUAACAAAGGUGGUUCCUAUUCUACUUGCAUCCACUGCCCUGGUAUGUGGAGGCCUUAUAUCGCUUCGACUUCCGGAGACACGAGAACUUGUCCUCAUGUGAAUACCUACACAGGGAUGAAAUAAUAAGACAUAAGAAUGCGAAGGCCAGUGCAUUGGAAGAAGUUCUGUCCGUGCAGAACCACUGUAAGAUGUCUGACCUGAGCUGAAUGGCUCACAGGGCAAGCAACUCCUCACUUUAUCACAGUCUUUACCACUCAAGAAAGUUUAAAAGUCUAAAAAGCUAUCAGAAGCAAUCUACUUUUAAUGAUAUUACAUAAGUGUUGCAUUUAUUUAUUUAUUUUAGCAUUUUAUUGUCCUUUGAUCAAAGUAAUCUAAAGAAACUGUAGAAAAAAUUGUAUAAACUACUAAGUUUAAAAAUAUACUACUAGUUAUACUAAGGAUCAUUUAGUAACUGCACAAUAUAAUAUAUAACAUAUAAACAAAGAUUUAAUUGCCAUAACUCACACCACCAAAGAGGAAAGCUGAUCAUUGCUCAAAUGUACUAAACUACAGUAAAUAUAUAUAGUAACCAAUCCCAUGUCAUUAGGGGUUACUGUCUAUAGACAGAUAGUUAAAAGAUAGACAGUCAUUAGUUAGACACUAUAUGAUCGACAGUCAAAAGUCAGACAGGGUCAAAAGUCAGACAAGGUCAAAAGUCAGACAGGGUCAAAAGUCAGACAGUCAAAAGUCAGACAGGGUCAAAAGUCAGACAGUCAAAAGUCAGACAGUCAAAAGUCAGACAGGGUCAAAAGUCAGACAGUCAAAAGUCAGACAGGGUCAAAAGUCAGACAGGGUCAAAAAUCAGACAGGGUCAAAAGUCAGACAGGGUCAAAAGUCAGACAGGGUCAAAAGUCAGACAGGGUCAAAAGUCAGACAGUCAAAAGUCAGACACAAAAAAAAUGUUUGAUUUUUCUGUUUUUUACAACUGUUGCCUCAUUUACUAUCCAUGUCACACAAACUAUUACUUUUAGUAAAGUUGUGGUGAGCGAAGUGGAGCGGAAUGAGACACCGAGCCCGAAGCGUGGCGAGCGGACAAAUUUUACCAAUUUUGGGUUAAAAAUGUUUAAAAACACAAAAAAAAUAAUUUUUUUGUGUGUCUGACUUAUGACCCUGUCUGACUUUUGACUGUCUGACUUUUGACUGUCUGACUUUUGACUCUGUCUGACUUUUGACUGUCUGACUUUUGACCCUGUCUGACUUUUGACUGUCUGACUUUUGACUGUCUGACAUUUGACUGUCUGACUUUUGACCCUGUCUGACUUUUGACCCUGUCUGACUUUUGACUGUCUGACUUUUGACCCUGUCUGACGUUUGACUGUCGACCAUAUAGUGUCUAACUAAUGACUGUCUAUCUUUUAACUGUCUAUGAGCUAUACCACACCCGUCAUUAGGGCUUAUUUAAUAACAUGACAUUUUAGUGAUAAAUAUGCAGUAAACCUUAAUAACCAAUAAGAUAUUUUCUUUCACUGUGUAACUUGCACUAGAAAGAUAAAAGCUAAUUACUGUUUAUUUCCCCUGGGCCACCUGAAUGCUGUCUUAGUAUUUUAAAUGCAGAUUUUCAACCUUGUUCAAUGUCAGUAAUUAAACCUUCAUACACUUUUGGGUGAGAUUAAGUAAAUAUAACAAUAAAUACUUAUUUCAUUAGAGCAACAUACACUUUCACACGGACUAAUACUACAUAAACUCCAACAAUGCUUCCUUGCUGAAGACAAAUUUAGAAUUAGUUGGAAGGAGAAAUCCCACAAAGACUACUCUUAACAGCUACUUUACUGUAUGUAUCUUUUUUACAUGAAGGUGAAGCUUUUCCAAGUGAGACUCUGCAAAACCAACCGGCAAAGCAGCCUUAGAGGGCUACCAGGACACAAACGUGUUUCUACCAUUAAUAUUACAUUUCCCAGGGGGGAAUGCCUGUAGCAACUAAUCAGCUUCUAGCUAGCAUUUAUAAAGUACAAUGUAUAAAAUGAUAGGUAGAAGCUGGUUGGUUGUUAACUUCUAAAGGGGACAGGCGAAGAAGUUGCCCAUAGAAACCAAUUGUUUUCUACCUAUAAUUUUAUGGAAUGUAUUUGAUAAAUGAAUGAUAUCUAGACUCUGGUUGGUUACUUUGUCAUAUUUGGUACAUUUUACAUUUAGUCUGAGACAAUCGGUUAACUGGAUGGCAGAACAGAGUGAUGGGUGUGGCCAGGGAUUUGAGCAUUCUAGAGUAAUGUAAUGUGACUGUGGUUUCCAUGGUACUUGCACGAGACUUUAAUGCACUGUACAUUAUUUAUAGCUGUUCAAAUGAAAACCUUAAUGAAAAAUGAAUUAUGUACUGGUACCUAGUAUAAUCUAUUUUAAAGAAACAUAAAUAAUUUAUAGAGGGGAUUGCAACACUUACAGUAUAUGGCAAUACCAGAAUAAGCUAUCUAAUAUUAGCACAAAAAGAAGCACAAUAUUUCUAUUUGCCAACACUGCCAAAUACCUUGUGUUUGUUUAAUCACUGCCAAGAGGCCAGAAACUUUUUGUGUUCUUUCUUUUUUAACUUCACAAAGAAUAUUUUAUCUGAAAAAGAACAUUCACUUGUACAAGAUUCAUACCUUUUCAGCACUACUACUCGUAUCUAUCUAUCUAUCUAUCUAUCUAUCUAUCUAUCUAUCUAUCUAUCUAUCUAUCUAUCUAUCUAAAGUGAACAAAUGUCUCUAAAACUUAAAGUACCCAUUGCUACUAUCAUUUUUAUGGAGAGGCUAAUUGCAGAUGAGGAUGGUAAGAUUGAUUUUAAUCUCUAGUACUUCUGAUUAAAAUAUUAAAUUAUGUAUAAAAUAUUAUAUAUAUUUAAUAUAUUAUUAAAGUUUUAACCAGUAGUAGAAUGAAUGCAUCUUGCACCUUAAAAUGCAAUUAAUUAGUUUACCGGCAUUAUACAGCUAUAUUUAAAAUAAUGAAAUGGCUCCUGGGUGUUUUAAUUUUAAUUUAGAUCUUGUUUAUAUAUUUAAGGAAUGAAAUGGAAAAUGAAAAAAAUUGUGUACAACACCUGUGAGCCUGGUAAUAUAAUGACAUAUAUGAAUAAUGCUGCUUCCUGUAAGAUCUGUUUUUUUACUUACUGUAUAAAAACAUGUUUGCAUGAUUUCCUUUUUAAGAUUCACGAAUGGUCGAUCAAAGUGCAGAACUGAAAGCUGGCACGAGGUGUUGCAUGAUUCAAUAAUUUGUGCUCUAGUCAUGGCCAGGGUAUGAUCUGAGGCAAGCUGGGUAGAAACCAAAUUAAGGCCACACACGCUUGGCGGGUAAAGGUGUCAGGUAAUAUUAGAACCUUAGUGUAGCUAAACUGUCUUAUACAGUCAAAUAAUUUUAAAAACACAACUAUUUAUGGAAGCUUGACAUGAGUCCAAAAUGAAGACUCAGUAUAAACUGAUAUUUGAUAUAAGUAUAAGGUGGAUUCUAACAGCAGUGAGUGCAAAUUACAAAUGCAUGGCUUUAAUAUUUAAGUAUGAGAUUUAUUAUCUGGAAUCCCCGAAACUAAUUUGUUUCUGAAUUCUUUGCUUAAAUUUUCCAAAAAAGAAAUGUUAAAAACUAGAUCUGUUUUUCCAGACUGCCCCAUCUCUAAAUUGUUUAGCAGUCUUUCUCACUGUGGGUCUCAUUCAGAUAUGGAUGCAUAAUGCCACAAAUGUACAAAGGAAAUUGAGCAAAAGUAUAUUUAUGUGCAAAUAUUGGGUUAGGGCCUCCAUAAAUCUAUGAGGCAAUUCCCUGACCCUGCCGGUAACGUCAAUCCAUUAACCAGAUCCACUGACUGGGGUAUGGGGUUUUAUUUAUUUUCCAAUAACCAGCACCAGGCUGAACCAACUGGGGGUUAAUGUGUAGCAGGGAGACACACAGCAUGCCCCCCCCCCCCUCCCCCACCCGCCAUAAAGUCAACCACCUUCAAACUGCUUAGCCUGAGGCUGGAUCUCCUAAGAAAGUUGGGCCCACAAAAAUGGAGUACCCCCUCUGUGAGAACACCAGCACCACUGAUAGUGGUGGGUAUGUGGUUAAUGAUUAAUAAAUAGUUAAGGUCCUGCACGCGUUGUAGUCCAUCUAUAAAACAAUAAUAAAAUAAACACAAAAAAUGGACAAAAAAUAUUUUUGGAAAUUGUUUAAAAAACACUUCCCCACACUGCCCUAGUUCUCCACUUUCAUACUCACAAAAGCAGUGAAGCAAGUCCUCAUUGAUCCAUGUAGGCAGUGGGUGUCCCAAUACAAAUCCCUGCAGCUGUGACAUUUGCAUAUUUUUGCACAGCUGCUGCAUACUAAAUAGCAGCUAUGAUGGCAUUUGCAGCCAUCUUUGAACCAUGCCAGGGCUGAAAGUAGGAUUUCUGUCACUCAGGGCAAGGCAGUAAUUUGGCACAUCUCUCCCUCCACCCCCCCCACCCCCACCCCCACCCCCACACACACUUUCCCCAUCCCCUGAACAUAUAGCACAGAGCUGGAAGGGCAAAAAAUUUUGUACAUCUAAAUCUCAUUGGGGAUAAAGGAGUGCUCUUAAAUCAGAGGGUAAAGGGGGAGGGGUGAAUCAUGGGGUGCCCUUUAGUCACAUAGGGGGUGAAAGAUGGGUUGCACCUAAUUCACAGAGGAGGGUGACAAAUAGUGAGGUAUACAUAAAUCACAAAGGGGGACAAAUAAUGGGAUGUGCAGAAGUCACACUGCAGAGCUGGUUUAGCUGGGCUGCUGGGGGCUGAGAGGCCAUUGGACUGGCUUGAAAGUAAGACACUGUGGGGUCUGUCCAGUGCUAGAGUCACCUGCAGGUAGGACUUCCAGCAGAGGAAGCUCAGGCCCAGUUGAGCCACACAGCAGUUCCAGCCCCCACUGGACAUCCCAUGGAGGCCCCCCUCCAUUUACCCAGCCAAAAAUGUCCCCCCAGAAUGAGCCCCUCCACCGGAACUCACCUAGGAAAUACCACAGCUCUGCUCCUGACAUUCCGUGCAAGGUCCGUCCUUCUACUUACUGACACUCAUCAAGCUGCUAGCGGCAACAUCUGCUCCAGGAGAGACAAUAACAAAACUAACGCUAUGUGACAGAUGCCGGGGGGGCUGCCUGUCAAUCAAGGAGGUGUGAUGCCACAUUGGCACAUGAGUAGGGUAGUGUUUAAAGAGGACCAUCUUGGACACCCUUAAAUGCUGCCCCCCGGGGCAUGUGACCCCUUAGCUGCCACCCCUGCCCCCUAGAAGCGGCUCUGAUCAUACCCACUGUCAGAAGUGAUUUUGGAUAGAUUUAGAGCUGAUGAAAAGAAUGAAACAAAAUGAGCACUAAAAAACAUCACUUCAUUUGCCUACAUCACUUAUUGGGCAUUGCUUAGAAUUAUAUGACUGAAAAGCCCCAUCAGAACUUGUGAAGGACAAAGGGGAAGAAUACUGAUGAUACUCGUGUAGAGUUGGACAUAUUGUGAACACAAUUUUGGCACGCUUAUGUUUCUUCAAAUAUAGGCCCUCAUUCCGAGUUGAUCGCUCGCAAGGCGAAUUUAGCAGAGUUGCUCACGCUAAGCCUACGCCUACUGGGAGUGUAUCUUAGCUUCUUAAAAUUGCGACCGAUGUAUUCGCAAUAUUGCGAUUACAAACUACUUAGCAGUUUCAGAGUAGCUUCAGACUUACUCGGCAUCUGCGUUCAGUUCAGUGCUUGUCGUUCCUGGUUUGACGUCAUAAACACACCCAGUGUUCGCCCAGACACUCCCCCGUUUCUCCGGCCACUCCUGCGUUUUUUCCGGAAACGGUAGCGUUUUUAUCCACACGCCCCGAAAACGCUGUGUUUCCGCCCAGUAACACCCAUUUCCUGUCAAUCACACUACGUUCGCCAGAGCGAAGAAAAAGCCGUGAGUAAAAAUACUAUCUUCAUUGUAAAAUUACUUGGCGCAGUCGCAGUGCGAAUAUUGCGCAUGCGUACUAAGCGGAAUUUCACUGCGAUGCGAAGAAAAUUACCGAGCGAUCAACUCGGAAUGAGGGCCAUAGUGUAUUUCUACUACAAAUGAGCACUAAACAUUCUUCCAUUCACGGCCCUAGGGUGACUGGGGUGCAUUUGGCGUUCACAACUUCUUACUCUUGAGAGGAGGAACUGAGACUGGAAGAGACAUGCAGUAUGGUUAAAGUACAUUAAGGGCUUUUUUGUGUAAAUGCUUCCCUCACUCACCACAAGAAAAAUACACAAGGGGAUGGAUCACUUGUGGAAUUUAAAUCCCUGGGACAAAAUGAUCUCGAUUAGACUCCAAAACGGAAAUAUUUUUUCAAUGGAGCACCAAUAUGUGCAGCAGGUAAAUUUGGCAACCUUAAAGAUCUCCCCUCACCAGAGAAGACAUCCCAAACACAACAAAAUAGACUCUUAUUAGUAGAAUAUCUGAAAUCUAUUCAUAACAUUCAGAAAAAAAUAUAAAUUUAAAAGAUCCUUCUUAUAUCAUAGAAAAGUGGUGUUACACAGAACCAUCACCAUACAAGGAUAUAUGUAGAGCGAUUUCCAUCAGCCACCCCACCAGGUGUGAGCUCGAUUGUAGAGGUCCUGGUAUAGACAGAGGGGUCGGACCACCAAAUACCCUAUGCAUUUUGUCCAUUGCACAGGACUUCUUCAUGGGUAAAAGGAGUCACAAUUUGAAACGGGUAACAAAUAAAAGAUACUCACUGAAAUACUCCACUGGCCAAUAGCAUCCCUUAGAUGAGAUAAAAGCAUGAAAAUCCUUCUAAGACUAUGCACAAUAGCAGAGAUCCCACUCAUUUAGAGGCGUGUGUGUGUGUGUGUGUGUGUGUGUGUGUGUGUGUGUGUGUACCCCACUAUUGGGGUAGCUGCAAUCUAUACACACUAUUACACUGAUAUUUGCUUUUAUACUGAUAAUUCCCUUUACAUUUCUAUGUAUUUGAACCUAAUGAAUACAUUCAUAUUGUAUUUACAUCUGCUUUUAGUUCCCUUUUACAAAGCAAAUGCUUUAUUAAUAACAGUGUCAAAUAAACUGUAUAUUAAUUGAUUGUUGUAACGUUAGCAUUUACUACAGUACUAUCACUGUCAAGCCAGACUUCUUGGAGUAAAGCAGACACUUAUAUUCCAGUUUUCUCCUGCAGUUAACCCGGUGCAUAUGCUCCGCUACCCAAGCUGCAGGCAUCUAGAGAUAUGAUGUAACUGAGAGAAACUAUUCAAGCUUUUUUGAGGUGAUAAAGAUAACAACAGUUUCUAACAAAAUAAAUAUUACACACAUUGUUCAGUUUUUGGAUUUGCUCCUUUGUUCUUGAAUGAUGUCACUAGUUUAUAACAAAUUGAUAGGCUGCAUUCUCAUGAAUAUGAGUCCAGACCUUAAAAUGGCUUUCUCUACAGUGCGCACACAUUAAUUCCAUAUAUGUAGUCUACAAAAUAUGUCUUAAAGAUUUUUUUUCCACCAGAACUGUGCACCUAUUCCAAAACUGGUUGUUCUGCCACCAAACCAUGGGCAGAUGUACUAAGCCUUCGAGAGUGAUAACCUGGAGAGAGAUAAACUAUUGUACCAGACAAUCAGCUCCUAAAUGCCAUAUUACAAGCUGUGUUUGAAAAAAAUAACAGGAAUUUAUUGGUUGGUAGUUUAUCUCUCUUCACUUUAUCAUUUUCUAAGGCUUAGUACAUCUGCCACCCUGAGAGAUUUAACUUAUCUCUACUCAUGUCGGGGGUAAUUCCGAGUUGAUCGCACGUAGCAACUUUUUGCUGCCCGUGUGAUCAACUAGACGCUGCCUGUGGGGGAAGGUUUUUUACAUGGCAAGGCUGCGAACGCUUGUGCAGUCGAGCUAUGCAAAAACAUUUUGUGCAGUUUCUGAGUAGCUCUGGAGUUACUUACCCGCUGCGAUGUCUUCAGCCUGUCAGUUCCUGGAAUUGACGUCAGACACUGCCCUGCAAACGCCUGGACAUGCCUGCAUUCACCACACCACUCCCAGAAAAUGGUCAGUUGAUGCCCUGGAACACCUUCCUCCUGUCAAUCUUCUUGCGAUCGCGGUAGCGAUCACUUUCUUCGUUCUUCUUGUCGUUGCGUCGCUGGGCAAUGAUGCGCCUGCGUAUUGUGCAGCAGUUUGCGAACGGGUCAGAAUGACCCCCGUUAUUCAUAUCAACUUACUGUGCUCAUUGACAUGUGACCAUUGUUGCAAUAUGUUCAUCUUUUACAUGUACCCCUCAACAAUGACAAAAAGUCUAAUGAGUCCAUUUAUAAAGACUCCUCUUAAAUGAAGAUUAUAAAUAGUCAUCAAGGCAGCUGAUUGAUGCUGAUGUCCCUAGCGAUGCUGGCUGGCAGAGGUAACCUUACUUCAGGCUAGGCCAGCAGUCAUCUGUUAGUCAUCGCCUCUGUGAGCCACUCCAGAUCCAGAUAAGAAAAAAAGAAAAAGAAAAAAAAAGAAUAAAAGGGGAAACAAGCAAAUUGUUUACAAUUAAAAUGAAAACAAAAAUGCUUCAUUUUAAUAAGAUUUUUUUUCUCCUGUGGGCACUACUGACUGAUAAUGUUCUGAGAUGGCAUUGGCCAUUGGAUGGCAGCAGGAGUACUAUAGGAGCAUCACAGAAAGGCAUAAUGAUCAUCACUCAUCACCAUGGGUUGGCUUUAAUAAAUAGGCAGAUGCUCUAUAUCCUGAGCGAGCUCACAGUUUUGCAGGAUUUUGGCCGUAUGUGCCUUUGAAACAUAGACCCCUAAAUAUGUUGGGGAAAGAAACACUAGUUUGAGCUCUGCUGUUUACUCUGUUUGCUCUGCUGCAUACAUCUUCCUUUUAUUAUGGUCAAUGGUUACUAAGUAUAGUGUAUAUGAGAGCAAAAGUCCAGCAAAUUCCGAUUUGGAUAGAAAAUUGUUUUAAUACUUAUAUUACUUAUUCAUUAUUUAUUUUUUUAAUUUUAAUUAUUACAAACAAAAAUGUUCUCUGAGGAUAAUUACUGUAUUACGUUUAUCUUUUACUGAUAUGUGCUGUGCUAUCAGAUAAAAUCUAAUAUUAGAUGAAGCAAACAAUAAAUAAAUACAUUUCCUGGCGUGUUAGUGCAAAUGAAAUACUUACCAUGUCUAUGAAAUUGCAAAGCAAUGUCUUACUCUUAUUAUUAUACAGUAAAGGUGUGCAUGCUAUUUUGCUACAGGUUUGCACUAAAGACACAUUAGAUCAUGAACCUGCUUACUAAAUGAUCGUUAAUAGGUUAUACAGUAUACAGUAUAGCCAUUUAUUUACCAAAUGGUAUCAAGAUGCUUCACCUUUCAACUAAACCAUGUUCACCUCUAGCAAAUCUACCCCUGUACUAGAGCUUUAUUGUGUGGACGAUAUACUAGAAAAUCCAGGAAAGCUCUAUAUAACUAUUACAAACUCAUUUGCUUGCUCUGUGACUGUGAUUCCUGAAAUCUGCCAUCAAGCCAUCCAAAACACCGGAUCAGUAAUUAUCAAUGUUAACUGCAAUGUAUGUUAUUAGAGAUGUAUGUUUUGUGUCAUGUUGUAAAUAUGAAUAUAACUCCAUCCAGUGCUGUGCAGGCAUGCCUGUGUCAAUCAUAUAGUUAAUGGACGACCUUAGCUGUUGCUAACAUUUGCUUUAUUUAAUUCAGAUCAGACGGCUUGGGUGAGAUGUGCUGUAUUUAUAGCAGUGUUUUAUUUGUCAUUAUGAUUAAUUUCUUUAUUUGUGAUAGAGCAUUUCAUUUUUAAUUUUUAAAUAUUUGUUCAAUAAUUGCAAACACAGCUUUAUAUUGAUUCAUGUUUAUGAACUGCUCAAUAAAUUUAAAAAAAUAUGUGA
Messenger RNA from Pseudophryne corroboree (corroboree frog), 12332 nucleotides. RefSeq names its product synaptic vesicle glycoprotein 2B (gene SV2B). Gene Ontology annotation, biological process: transmembrane transport; chemical synaptic transmission. Gene Ontology annotation, cellular component: synaptic vesicle membrane; neuron projection. Lineage: Eukaryota; Metazoa; Chordata; Amphibia; Anura; Myobatrachidae. Gene Ontology annotation, molecular function: transmembrane transporter activity. The transcript is spliced from 14 exons. Bases 568 to 2709 code for a protein of 713 amino acids. The record is from RefSeq and is a predicted model, not a curated record.